This is a messenger RNA of Cheilinus undulatus (humphead wrasse), 1724 nucleotides long. It is a transcript of the gene prss59, whose product is annotated as serine protease 16. The transcript has 9 exons. Lineage: Eukaryota; Metazoa; Chordata; Actinopteri; Labriformes; Labridae. Gene Ontology annotation, biological process: proteolysis. Gene Ontology annotation, molecular function: serine-type exopeptidase activity; dipeptidyl-peptidase activity. The record is from RefSeq and is a predicted model, not a curated record. Bases 68 to 1546 code for a protein of 492 amino acids.
AUAUGACUACAGUGGAGAAGAAAGUGAACCACAUGACGCUCGUGUCUGUGUCAAACCUUACACCAACAUGGCUUUUCAGGCGUGCAGGCUGUCUCUGCGCAUAGUAACCUUAUUUUUCCUGUUAUCUGUCUUCACUGGUGGAAAGGCUCAGUAUAAAGGCUUCAGGAGGUUUUAUCAGGUGCAGGACAUCAGCUUGAGGAGUGUGUUUGAGGAGCAAUGGUUCACUCAAAAGCUGGAUCACUUCAAUGGUGCAGACAGCAGAGAGUGGAAACAAAGGUACUUUGUAAAUGAAGCCUUUUACAAGGCUGGUGGUCCAGUGUUUCUGAUGAUUGGGGGAGAAGGAAAAGCAAACCCAGCCUGGAUGGAGACUGGAACCUGGCUCACCUACGCAGAGAAACUGGGAGCCCUGUGCUUGAUGCUGGAACAUCGCUUCUAUGGAAAGAGCCACCCAACAGCAGACCUCAGCACAGAAAACCUGCGUUAUCUCAGCAGUCGACAGGCGCUGGCUGAUCUGGCACAUUUCCGCACAGUGAUGGCAGAAAAACGGGGGCUGACUGGCAGUAAGUGGGUGGCAUUUGGCGGGUCGUACCCAGGAUCUCUCGCUGCUUGGUUUAGGCUGAAGUUUCCACACUUGGUCCAUGCCUCUGUGGCCACCAGUGCACCUCUUCAUGCCACUGUCAACUUCCCAGAAUACUUGGAGGUGGUAUGGCGUUCACUGGCCUCAGAGAACACAGAGUGCCCCCUACUGGUAAAAAAGGCUUCAGAUACCCUUCUUGAGCGCCUGAAGGAUCCGCAGACCUAUGACAACAUCACCAAGGACUUCAACCUGUGCUCCAAACUGCAGAUCCAGACAGAGAAGGACUCGGCCUAUCUCCUAGAAACACUGGCUGGUAACUUCAUGGAUGUGGUCCAAUACAAUGAAGACAACCGGGUUUUUGCGGGUGCAGUGGGUACCAACAUCACCAUCAAAGUGCUGUGUGGCAUUAUGGCUGACACUUCACUGGGAGACCCAUAUGCCCGCUACGCUGCUGUGGCUCAGCUCAUGAUGGACACCUUCUCCAUGAAGUGCCUAGAUGCCAGCUUCAACAAUUACCUCAAAGACAUGACUAACGCAUCCUGGGAUGGGACGGCUGCAGGGGGAGGGAGACAGUGGGUCUACCAGACCUGCACUGAAUUUGGAUUUUACCAGAGCACCGAUUCACCAAACCAGCCGUUCACUGGCUUCCCUCUCAUGUUUCACGUCAGUCAGUGUGCAGACUUCUACAACGUCAGUGCUGAGCAGGUAGCAGAAGCUGUGGCCCUCACCAACGAGUACUACGGCAGCUAUGGCAUCACCUCCUCCAGAAUUGUAUUUCCCAAUGGGUCCAUUGACCCGUGGCACGCCUUAGGAAUCACACAGGACAUCAAGGCUGACCUUCCUGCUGUUUUCAUCAUAGGAACAGCCCACUGCGCCAACAUGUACCCUGCCAGGGCUGAGGAUCUCCCCCAGCUAACUAUGGCCCGUGAACACGUCUUCUAUCUUCUCCAGCAGUGGUUGAAGGAAUAACUCACAGCCAAACAGGCAUCAAUGAAAUUUAAGAGCAGACUUAUUACUGCUUUGUCCAAAUUUUCCAACCACAUUACGACUUCUUAAAAGAGCACUUUACACAAGAAUCAGGGGGCACAGGCAUUUAAACUGAGCAAGAUGUUUUUUUAAUUGAUGAAUAAAGUUUUUUAUGAUUGUG